Messenger RNA from Cottoperca gobio, 1396 nucleotides. RefSeq names its product CKLF-like MARVEL transmembrane domain containing 8b (gene cmtm8b). Gene Ontology annotation, cellular component: membrane. The transcript has 4 exons. Gene Ontology annotation, molecular function: structural constituent of myelin sheath. The record is from RefSeq and is a predicted model, not a curated record. Gene Ontology annotation, biological process: myelination. Bases 70 to 582 code for a protein of 170 amino acids. NCBI's taxonomy places the organism in Eukaryota, Metazoa, Chordata, Actinopteri, Perciformes, Bovichtidae.
GGAACACAACUUCCUCUGCAACAGCAACAACCCAACUGAGAGCACACAGACUGUCUGCGUCAGUGCACCAUGGACAGAGCCACUGUGGUGUCGGCCAGCAGGAGUCCCUCAGCACCAGAAUGCAACAUCUCAACCUCCACCUUGGCCUUCGACCGGCACUUCACCACAACUGCCACAGGAAAACUCCACCUGGCUGAGAUAGUGUGUGGUAUGUUGGUGUGGAUUUUGGUAGGGGGUACAGAGUAUUUUCAUUUCUCUGCUCUCUGCUGGGUGAUGUUUGUCGCCAUUGUGUGCUGGGUUCUGACAAUUUGUCUGUUUCUAAUUUACCUCACUGGAGCUCACAACAGGAUACCACAGGUGCCCUGGACUAUACUGCCGCUGUGUUUGAACUGCAGUGCUGCACCUCUGUACCUGGUGACAGCAGUAGUAGAUGCUCUCUCAGUCAACCAGGCCAACAGGGGGAGACACAACUACAACUGCUGGGCAGCAUCUGCAUUCUUUGCAUUUCUGACCACACUGUGCUAUGCGGGAAGCAGUUACCUGAGCUACUGUACCUGGAAAACUCCAGAAGAAGGAGAAUAGUUUGUUACUCGCUGUUUGAAGGCAACAAUGUUCAGACUUUUUCUGAAAAACGAGUCUGAUGGAGAUCUAACUUCGGAGCAAAUUAAAACUCGUAGAAAAAUUAUGAGAUGGAAUACCUUUGUUGCAUGUUAUAUGUUUAGCAGGAAGACAUAGAGGCAGAGAGGUAUCUAGAAUGCAUCUACACUUGUGCUCUCAACAUACUUAUGUGUAACUAAAUAAAGUUGAGCUCUUUGAGGAUACAAGUCAGUAAAUGUACAAUGACAAAAAUAUGUUUUUGUAUGUUUCCUGUAUGUUUAAGGUUGCAUGUACUGUAGUGUCACAAACAUGAACACAUGACACACGUCUACAAUCCUGCAGCCAGUAACAUUUUAUGUCAAGUAAAUCUAAGUGAAUUUUCUCUUUGGUGUUGGAAAAAACAACAAGACACUCACAAAUAAGAAUGAGACAUUGAGUAUUACUUUGUGUGAUGGAAGACCAGAGUAUACUUAUUGAAAUUUCCUUACCUUAAAUUUUUGUCAAAUGUUUUUCUUUGUGAUAUUUACAAACAACCAAAUUGCUUUUAUAUUGCUUUUAUUUUUUUAAUUAAAUUUUGCACAAUAGUCCCAAGUUCCCAACAGGUAAAGAGGCCAACAUUGUACCUUACAUGAAAUACAAAUGUAAGUUGAAUGCUACAAAAUGUAACAUGGUUCAGAUCUAACAUCUCUCCAAACACAUUAAAAUCACAGUAUUUUGCAUAACAUAAUGUUGUCCUUAUAGUUAGCAUUCCUCAAAAUACAUGAGGUAUUGAUUAAAGGCAUUGCUUUGUUUCCUUCAA